Babesia ovata is the source of this 1473-nucleotide messenger RNA. Its product is annotated as histone lysine demethylase, putative. Gene Ontology annotation, cellular component: nucleus. The record is from RefSeq and is a predicted model, not a curated record. NCBI's taxonomy places the organism in Eukaryota, Apicomplexa, Aconoidasida, Piroplasmida, Babesiidae. The transcript has 7 exons. Gene Ontology annotation, molecular function: histone H3K4me/H3K4me2/H3K4me3 demethylase activity. The coding region runs from base 1 to 1473 and encodes 490 amino acids. Gene Ontology annotation, biological process: chromatin remodeling.
AUGGAGUCCGCGGGAGAGGCGCUCUCACGUACAACAUCUUCUGCGUCAGAAUCGAGCUCCGAACCUGAGUACAGGCCGAAAAAGGCUAAGGCUAGCCCUGCUAAAGGCACUGGAGACAGUCCUCAGGUAUGCCGCCGCAGUACUCGAGUCACUAGGCGACCUUCCUUCUUCAAGGUCGUACAUGAGACUCGCGCCGACCGCGACAUGAUGGCUGCCAUAAAGCGGAGCAGAAUUGAGACUCAUGGGUCGCACACAGAAUAUCAGUCGCUUGUUGAAGUGCCCACAAUCUACGCGACCGCCGAGGAGUUUAAGAAUCCCAUCACGCUUUGGACCAAGUACUCCCACUUGGGGGAUAAAUACGGCGCGGUAAAGAUUAUUCCCGUCGCCGGGUGGCGUGGUACAUGUCCUCUGGAUACGGGCAGUAUGAAGUUCAAGGUUCGUGAGCAGCGCCUUGAGAAUCUGGGCAACGGAAAGGGGUUUUCUCAUCCCAACUACGACUGGGAUUGUGAGAGAAUGAAGGCUGAGGACCUGGCCCUGAAACUUGAUCUGUUCGGUUGCGAGGAUCCCACUGUAAAAGAAGUCGAGGCUAUGUACUGGGGCUUGGUGAAGAAAGGAAGCGGCCAAUUGGUGGUGAAAUAUGCCGCCGAUCUGAACGUGUAUUCGCCAGAAUUUGAAGAUUCGCUGAUCGACGUCACCGGUACGGCCGCCGAGACCGACGUCUGGAACAUGCGCAACUUGUCUAAGUGCCCCGGUUCUCUGCUGCGUUAUUGUGACCAAGUCAUUCCAGGUGUAAACAGCCCGUGGUUUUAUAUAGGAAUGUGUCUGACCUCGUUUUGUUGGCACACGGAAGACAACUACUUCGGCGCCGUGAACUACCACCACUGGGGUGCACCUAAGGUUUGGUACGUCGUCCCUGCUCGCAAGACUAGCCGUUUGGAAAAGCUGCUGAAGAACUAUUCGGCCCACGAAAGCGAGGAGUUCGCCCUCUACAGCCUGCGUAUCCAGGUCCCGCCUGACGUCCUCAUAGCAAACGAGAUCCCGGUGUACCGCAUCGUACAGCAAGAGAAUGAGAUUGUUUUUGUCUGGCCGAGGGCAUACCACAGCGGGUUUAAUACGGGUUUCAACGGCAACGAGGCGUGCAACAUCGCUCCUGUGAGCUGGCUGCCGAUUGGCUACAAAUCCUAUAUCGACUACAAGUUCAGAAGGAAGACCUGCAUAUCGUUUUACUCGUUGGUGAUGAGCGGCGUCUGCAACUACCGUGACUUCGGCGCCAUGGACCUAGCACGCAUGAUCCAUUCCCUUGCGGAGUUGAUAUGCCAGGAAUUCGCCCUGCGAAGUUGCGUCCCGUACCCCCAGGUACAGAUGUAUCUGCAUCUCGAUUCCCCUGACGCCUUCGACGUGCAGAAGUUUAUGAACGAGGCAUGUCUACAGGGUAAGAUGCGGGCUAAACCUUCCUGUUACACUUUGGUGUAG